AUGAGGCCGCCGGCCGGGAGGGAGGGCGGCCGGCGGCGGCGGUGGGCCGCGGGGGCCGUGGCGGAGAGCAACGCGGACUGGAUGGGCUCGCUGCCGGCGGCGCUGCGCUCCUACCCGCUCUCCAACCUGGCCAUCCCCGGGUCACAUGAUUCUUUCAGUUACUGGGUUGAUGAGAAAUCUCCUGUGGGACCAGACCAAGCCACAGCCAUCAAACGUUUGGCCAGAAUUUCUUUGGUUAAAAAGAUCAUGAAGAAAUGGUCAGUGACUCAAAAUCUGACUUUCAAAGAGCAGUUGGAAGGUGGGAUCCGCUACUUUGAUCUUCGUGUAUCUUCCAAACCUGGGGAAACAGGACAAGAGAUUUACUUCAUACACGGUUUGUUUGGCAUCAAAGUAUGGGAUGGGCUGAAGGAGAUUAACACUUUUCUUGAGCAGCACCCCAAGGAAGUAAUCUUCUUGGAUUUCAAUCACUUCUAUGCCAUGGACGACAGCCAUCACCACUUCUUGAUCAACAGGAUCCACUCAGCCUUUGGAUCCAAACUUUGUUCCGUUGAAUGUGUAGAAUCUGUGACUUUACGGUACAUGUGGGAGAAGAAACACCAGGUUCUCAUAUUCUACCACUACCCUUUGUAUCGGGAAUACCCCUUCCUGUGGCCAGGGAAUAAAAUGCCGGCACCAUGGGCUAAUACAACCAAUGUGCACAAACUGUUACAGUUCCUGGAGACCACUCUUGAGGAACGAAGUCGUUAUGGGACUUUUCAUGUUUCUCAAGCAAUUCUCACGCCUCGAGUGAAAACUAUUGCACGGCAUCUAAUUCGUGGUCUGAAGAACACACUUGUUCAUAGGAACCUGCCCAUGAUAUUAAAUUGGGUGAAAGCACAGAAACCAGGUGUUAUGGGUGUUAACAUAAUUACAUCAGACUUUGUGGAGCUGGUUGACUUUGCUGCUACAGUUAUUGCAUUAAACGACCUUCUUUUAGAAGAGGAUGAAUCUGCAACUACAUCCUGAUCGCUGUGUCCCACUUGUGCUCCUUAGCGGACAUCGUCGAACUAUGCUAAAUGUUCUAUUUAUUAAGUGAAACCUAUUGUAAUCUCUGUUUAUUUAAAAAAAAAAAAGCUUUCUAGCGGAAAUGUGGUUAAACAUCACAUAUGGGCGGGUCCCUUCUCCCAGUGAUGUGUGGAUCUGAGUGGAACAGAAAGUGCUGUCUGAGUGCUGCUGCCUGUCCGUCUGUGGCUACGUGUUUGACUAAGUUAUGCACACAUCUGCUGCAGUCUGGCGCGGUGUCUGCCUGCCAACAAGCGGCUGGCCUCCGGAGCAGAUGUACCCGAUUAUGGCGCGCGUCUCCCUGGUGACUGGACUCACCGUGCCCUUGUGCGCGCAUCCUGCUUAUUUCUCAACACCAGGGCUCAAACCGAGGAUUGCUGCUGAUCCCUUAGCAGCAGUGUGACCAGGCCAGCUGAGAUGGUAUUGUUCUUGGGCCACCUCAGGCGUAGCUGGGCUCAGCUGGAGGCUGCUGCUGUGUUCAUUACGCUGUUUUAGACACUACCUCUGACUUACUUGAAGAAACAAUAUUGCUGUUGUUCAGGGCGAAGUUGUUACACUGUGUUGAAUAUCCAAACUGUCCUUUGGGCCUGAGAGGCGAAGGCUUGGCACACUCUGCCUCUUUGGACUCCAAACUCUUCUUCUGGACCUCUGUAUUUUACUUUAAUACUUUAAUACACUUAUUGCAACCACGUUUAA
Molecule: messenger RNA, 1737 nt
Organism: Gymnogyps californianus (California condor)
Lineage: Eukaryota; Metazoa; Chordata; Aves; Accipitriformes; Cathartidae
Gene: PLCXD2
Product: phosphatidylinositol specific phospholipase C X domain containing 2
Biological process (GO): lipid metabolic process
Molecular function (GO): phosphoric diester hydrolase activity
Source: RefSeq, a predicted model, not a curated record